Molecule: messenger RNA, 4004 nt
Organism: Macrobrachium nipponense
Lineage: Eukaryota; Metazoa; Arthropoda; Malacostraca; Decapoda; Palaemonidae
Product: putative protein-lysine deacylase ABHD14B
Exons: 7
Coding region: 157-1059 (300 amino acids)
Cellular component (GO): cytoplasm
Source: RefSeq, a predicted model, not a curated record
CGUCACUUUGACAUUUAGAAAGAAAACAUUGUAAUUUUGUAAACGUAAUCGACCAUCAGGCAAGCACAGACCUCGAGAGUUACGUGUCAAGAAAUUUCAGUCAAAUUGUACUUACAAAGAUACUGACAAGCCUUGUAAACAGAUUACAGCAAGAAGAUGGCACCCAGCUUAAUGCUGAACAAAAUACCAAUGACCCCUUUUCGCGUCAUGGUGGCUGUUUCUGGGGUCGCUGCCAUUUGCCUUGUUAUAUCAGCCUUAAGUACCACUGGGACCAAGCCAAAAUUAGGAGCAGUGUUUCAGCAGGUUGCAAAGACUGUCAAGCGACAAGCUACAGGAAAAACCAUGGCUGAUGCAUCAUUUUGGCGCAGUGUCAAUCUUCAGGCCGAGAAAAUUCCCACAAAGACAUCAGACUUGAAAUCAUCUGUUACUGUGAAUACAAACCACAUAAACAUCAUGGGUACUAACACAUUCUAUCGCGAAGCCAAUCCUCCCUCGGGUGUUACAAGCAGUGGAGAGGUGGUUGUUCUCCUGCAUGGUAUGGCUUUUAAGUCAGAAACCUGGCUGAACCUUGGAACCAUCAACAUUUUGGCUGCCAUGGGCCAUCGUGUCAUUGCUAUUGACCUACCAGGCUUUGGCAACAGUGGACGGCAGGAGUUGGGCCCUGAACUGAGGCGCUCUUGGCUCCAAUCUUUCUUCAUCGCAGUGGAUCUUCCACCCUCUAUCGUAGUUUCCCCUUCUUUCUCCGGUGUAUACUCACUUCCUAUGUUGGCAUUGCAAUCCCAGGAACUAGCCGGGUUUGUGCCAAUAGCUGUUGAUGCAACAGAUGAAGUACCUGUAAAUUACUUGCAAAGUAUCAUGAUCCCCACUCUGAUCAUCUAUGGAGAAAAAGAUCGUAGUCUGGGAAUCACUUCACGAGAUGAUUUGCUCAACAUCCCCACAUCCCAAGCAGUGAUGAUUCCUCAGGGUAGUCACCCAGCAUACCUUGACAAUCCCGACAUGUUUCAUGAGCUGCUUUACAAUUUCAUAAAGCAAGUGCAUGCUCACAAAGCAGUUGCCUAAAGCUGAUACAGUUUCAUAUGAAGAAUAAAGCUGUUGAUGACCAGAGAGAUAGUACUUCAACCCGCUGGUUGUAAGUGACAAGUCAGGCUGUCUUGACUUUCAAACAUCCUGAGCACAGGUUCUUUAUCAGCAUAGAAUGCAGAGUUACUUACUAAUAGUGUUUCUCAAUUUCAGUAGUUGUCUGUGAAAGAGAAUUAUGCUUGCUUCAUAGAUGACCAGGAUUAAUAGGGUGCUCUGGUAUUUCUGGAGAAUAAUGAUAGAUGAACAGAAUAGCUGUUUUUUGUGAUUAAUUUCACAUUCCUCUAGUUAACUGUAGAAAAUAUCUGAAACAAUGGAAGGGUAAUGUCAUUAAUUACAUACAUUAAAGCUGGAAAGGACUAUUGUGUUCAAUAAUUCUGGAGAUGAUAAACUUUACAGUUUUCAUUCCAGUUAUGACAUAAAUACUAAAGGAUAUUUGUCUUCUCCGGAAGAUGGAAAAAAAGGUUAGUGAGGUAUUUAUCUUUUUCAUUUUCAGCUCAGUAGUUGAUCAUCAUUUUCAAAGUUAGUCAACUGAUUUCGGUGAGCAGAACAGUCAUUGCAUAUGAAGUCUAUGAUAAAUAGGUUGUUAUAUGUACAUGUUAUUGCAAUCUCAGUCUAAGAUCUGGAAUCAAAGUAGAUUAUCACUUGUCACCUGUGAUAUAAUUUGAGGAAGCAAUAUACAGCAUAAAAAGUUUUUUAUUUCCUGUAGGUUUACCACAGUACAGAGAGAAAGUAUGAUGUACUGUAUUGUGAAAAGUGUCAGUAUUUUGGGUUUUGUUAAUGUUGGGUUGUCUUCAAGAAAUUGCAAAUGUUGAGAUUCAGUAGUGCUUGUUGAAAAGUACCAUAUAAGUUUUAGAAAAAUGGUUUUCAGUGUUGAAAUUUGAGAAUAAUUUUGUAAUUUUAUGCUUUGUAAAGUACAUAUGGUUAUAUUUCUUUGAAUUUUCCACACGUGAUCAUCACAAUUCAUUUUUUUGAGUGUUGAGUGUAUCAUGCUAUUAUCUAUGGAUAAAUGUUCUUUUCUACAUCUGUCUAUUUGUGAGAGUUUUAUUAUUUAUGAAUAAUGAAAAGAUAUUUUCUUUGAUAUAUAGCAAAAUAUAGUAAUGACUGAGAAAGUUUUGUCAUUGUAGUUUAGUAUUGUUUUCUGUAUGAAUGUCACAGGCAAUCAGGUAUUUUAAAUAGACUCAGUAUGUCAUCUUUUGUGGAUAUGUUAUAAAAGGAAAAAACUUACACAAACUACACUUUUCAGUUGAACUAGUAUUUAUAAUUGUAAUGAGCACUAGUGGUUUUGGGGAAUUUAGUUAGGAAUUUAGAAUUGCACUCAUUUGUAGUGUAUUACUACAAAAUUUCAAUUUUACAUCUGUGGUUGUAAGCCCUUUUGUAGUACAUGGAUACCUAUAAAGGUUAGUCAGCAAGAUAUAGUUCAGCUAAUUUUGUUAGUAACUUUGGUUUCGUAAGUUGUCCUAAGGUAUUUUUAUUUAAAAAGGGUUCAGCCAGACCACUUAGCCAAGAGCUCCAACUCUUUCAAGUGUUGAUUCAUUUGGGCAAGAAAUUUAUCUGUUGCAGGAAGUAAGGCUUUUUCUAACUCGAACUUUUUCUGGUGUAGUGGGUUUGGCAUCCUCACAGAAAACUUCAAAGGUUUGGGAAUAAUAGAAGAGUAUUGUGGAUUUAUUUUUUUUUAAAUGUACUGUAUACAUUCCAGUAUAUCAUUGUCUCAACUGUGGUUUGCUGUAAGUAGUUAAGUUUCCUCUACAUUUCUUUAUAUUGUUUGCUUUCCAGGCACAGAAUUGCACAAAUUGAUAUGGAAUUAGUGUGGAAAAAAUUUGCUUCAGCAUAUGAAGUAAAUAGAUUUGUUAACUGCUUCACAUGGGAUAAUUAAUGCACUACAAUAUUUUUUAUCAUAUAUUUAAGGUUUGUGAUAAUUUUUGGUUUUAGUACUGUAGUAACACAAGAAAAUCAAAUAAUUUAACCAGUUUAUGGAGGCAAGAUCUUUAAAAUUUGAGGGCUUGCCUUAUUUCUUGCUUUUAUAGUUUACAAGUACUGUGCUUCUUUGUAAAUCAGUAGAAAAUUAGCAAAUAUGGUGAUUUUACAAGGGCCAUAAGCACAACACAAUAUAUUGGCAUUUUGUACAGUACAGAUUGAUGUUGUUAACAUGUAUUUACAGCAUUCAAAUUUUGUGAUAACUAGGAAGUACUUAUAGUAUGUACUUGCACAGCAAUAUAGAGUACUAUGCAAUAUUGCAGUUUUGAAAGUCUUCUUUUAUAGUACAGUUCAUUUUAAAGAGGGCAGAACUUAGCUGUCUGCAAGUGGAGAUGUUCAUUUUAUAGCAUUCUGCUUAUAUAGUCCUAUCUCCAUUUAGGUUUAUCAAGGAGGGCAAUCAGUGAGAUGUUUGUUUCAUAGCAUUCUGCUUAUAUAGUCCUAUCUCCAUUUCUGUUUAUCAAGGAGGGCAAUCAGUGAUGAUCCAUGGUUUCAGCUUCUGGGAGAUUUGUCAGUAUUUCUGAUAUCUAACUACUACAUUGUAACUGUACGUCCAGCAUAUAUUUUGUGAAAACACCAGUUACUACAUUCUGCUUAUGACUUUUACUGAAUGUGGAGCAAUGAUUGAUUAUAUUUUCAUUUGAUUUGCUGAACUUCUAAAAUAUUCAUUUGUGAAAAGCUGGAGAAAAUGCAGUAAUCUGUAAGUACUUUACAAUAAUCUCAAUAAGAAGCCAAGUAAUUAUAUCAUUGUAAUUUAUUAUGUAUACAGACAGAUUAAAAAAAUUGGCUUUUUAGCAUGAAUUUAGAAUGAAGCUGAGAAAAGAAUCUUGAAAAUAUUUUAUCAAAGAAAAAAUAUAUCCAAGCAUGCAAUAAGUAACAUAACAGUGCAGCAAUGAAGCAAUUGUAUAAUGAAUGCAUAUUGUUUUUUAUGAAUAAAUUAUUUUUUACUGUAA